AGAUUAUUAUGAGCCGAGCAACUUGAGUCAUUAAUUGUUGUGGUGCUUCUAAAGUCUCGCAAAGAAACCAAGGGCCGGUAUUUGGUGAUAAUGCAGCAGCUGCAGCACAAGGCGGUGGUGCUAUUGCCUGUAUUCAAAGCAUUGGGUCGGCAACGCACAACCUCCGUCUUCACAUCAUCAUGCAGGCUGGUCCUCCAGAAUAACUCAAUACGGCAUUCAUCCACAGGCGCAAGCAACGAUCGCAAUAGUCAGCAUGGCAUCGAGAGUACUAGUGAUGCUUCCGUCAACCUCAAUUCCGCCACCAGUGCUCAAUCCGUGAGUACUGGUUCGCUUCCGUCUGCUACGGAGUCGCAAAGGUUACAAGCAUCCAAGAAGCUGUCCAAGCUCAUGGACGGGCUUCUAUCACGCGCAUCUAUAGCUGGCCAACAUAUCAACGAAUACACGGGAACAGACUAUACUGCAAUCGAUGCGUUGCGGAAAGACAUCUCGAAACAGGAGGAAGUAGUGAAGAAUUGUGCUACAGGUUGCAAUGCUGCGAGAGCUCAACAGCAAGAUGCCCACAACAACCAGUCAAACGCGUCGCGUGAAAUCGUGGGCUUGCUGGAGCGAAAGAGCUCGUGGUCGCCUGUUGAUUUGGAACGCUACAUGGCGCUUGUCCGUUCCGACCAUGUCAAUGAACAGGCCGUGCAGGCGGCAAAGGACAAUCUGAAGGCAAUGGAACAGAAGCUCGACGAAGCAAGAGCUAUGCUCGAACGUCUGGAACGGAAGAGAUAUCACGAGGAACAGAUUUGGAGUGAUACAAUCCGCAGGAACAGCACAUGGGUGACAUUCGGCCUGAUGGGAGUCAAUAUCAUCUUGCUACUAGCACAAAUUACCAUAUUUGAGCCUCACCGACGAAAGAAAAUUGCCGCGGAUGUGCAGGAUAUGCUUGAUAAGAGGGAGAGGAACUCGACAGCCGCCAUCGACGAAGACGCACUGGCAUCCCUGGUAAGCGCCAGCCACGUCGCCGGAGGUCCGGAGCGACAUCAAUCUCGUGGAUGA
Molecule: messenger RNA, 1041 nt
Organism: Dissoconium aciculare CBS 342.82
Lineage: Eukaryota; Fungi; Ascomycota; Dothideomycetes; Mycosphaerellales; Dissoconiaceae
Exons: 2
Coding region: 91-1041 (316 amino acids)
Biological process (GO): inner mitochondrial membrane organization
Cellular component (GO): mitochondrial inner membrane
Source: RefSeq, a predicted model, not a curated record